UACCUUUAUGUAUGAGUGCGUGUCCUGUGAUUUGUUGUGUGUGAAACCGUGUACUGGCUUGAGAAUCUCUACAGUUGACCAGAUAGCGGUUCUUUUUCGUAUAUGAGAAUAAAAAUGUUACUGUAUCGUGCUGCUCCGGCGAAAGCAAUUACAUUAGUUAUUCGGAGUGGGGAUAGGUAAAGUUGUUCUUGUUAGUAGAAAUUUUGGAGAUGGACUUUAGUUCUCGUUCUUGUUAAAUAUACAAUCCUGAUGCGUUUUAUUGUGGAAAUACUCAUUUUCGGAGCCCUUUUGGGACUCGUACAAUCGCAACCUUCCACCCAACCUUGGUAUGAGACUCUUCCGGCUGUUGCUAUGGAUUAUAAAGUGCACAUAGAUCCCGGCAAGGAAGACUGCUACUUUCAAUACGUCAACCCUGGAGCAACUUUUUAUGUCAGCUUUCAGGUAUUGCGAGGUGGAGACGGAAUGGCAGGUUUUGCAGUUCGAAAUCCCAGUGGGCAAAUAGUCUAUCCUUACCAAUGGAGAAUGAGCGCUGAUUAUCAGGAUCAAUCCGUUACUGGAGGCUAUUACAGUGUCUGCAUAGAUAAUCAGUUCUCUAGAUUUGCCUCAAAAUUGGUUAAUCUUUACCUAACUGUGAUUAGAUAUGAUCAGUGGGAUAAAUUCACAAUGGAGCUCGCGGAACUGAAUCUCUCCGUUCAGAAUUUCACUACAACGAUUGUUGGAGUUGAGAAAAAUAUCAACGAAAUGCUCCAAAUACAGCAUUUGAGCCGAAGUCGAGAAGCGAGAGAUAUAAAUUUGUUAUUAGACAAUAAUUCGUAUGUUCAAAAUUGGUCUAUCAUACAAUUAUUAGUAAUAACAGCAACUACCACGCUGCAGGUUUACUUUGUGAGAAGACUGUUUGAAGUCAAACCAUCCGGAUAUUCUAGAGUAAGGAUAUAAACGCAAAAAGAUUCCAUUGAGAAUAGCGAUCGAGUAAUGAUAUUUUGCAGCAAGUUAAAAUACUUGAGAAAAAAUGCGUGGAAGCGAUUUGUACUUCCUGCUCAACUUUAUUGUCACCGAAUCCUCGAUUGUGCCAAACUUUUCUUAUGCGUUUGACUGAAUUAUGCCCAUUAUUACCUUACAAAUCUUGUUGCGGCUUUUGCAACGGUCAACUUUGGACAAUUAGUAUUCUGUAACACAUGCCCGGCUAAGUUAUCGUCUUAACCCUCCAACAUAUUAAAUAUUAACCACACCCAAUCACAGAAUGUAGAUUGAUAUUUUUUGUCAUUCCUCGUGCAAAUGUAUUAUUGCAUUCCUUUUAGGCCUAAGCUUCAUCGACUGUAUACAAUCUAUAUUUAUAAAUGAGAUGAUUAAACUGAGAGUCUGCUCUAUGUCUACAAUUUUCAAAAGAUAUGAUGAAUAAACUUUCACAUAAUUUUUUUACCUAUAAA
Molecule: messenger RNA, 1427 nt
Organism: Athalia rosae (coleseed sawfly)
Lineage: Eukaryota; Metazoa; Arthropoda; Insecta; Hymenoptera; Athaliidae
Product: transmembrane emp24 domain-containing protein 5
Exons: 4
Coding region: 250-936 (228 amino acids)
Biological process (GO): endoplasmic reticulum to Golgi vesicle-mediated transport; intracellular protein transport; Golgi organization
Cellular component (GO): COPII-coated ER to Golgi transport vesicle; Golgi apparatus; endoplasmic reticulum
Source: RefSeq, a predicted model, not a curated record